Messenger RNA from Rotaria sordida, 639 nucleotides. Lineage: Eukaryota; Metazoa; Rotifera; Eurotatoria; Philodinida; Philodinidae. The record is from the annotation of a GenBank genome assembly.
AUGUCAUUAACUGCAAUAGAAUAUAAUAAUCAAGGUAAUAAAUAUUAUUUAAAUAAUGAAUCAUUAUUAUCAAUUGAAUCGUACAAUGAAGCAAUUAAAUUAAUUGAAAAUAAUUCGAAAGAAAAUCUUUCAUUAUAUUUAUUAUAUUUAAAUCGUUCAGCUGCUUAUAUUCAAGAUAAAAAUUUUUAUUCAGGAUAUGAAGAUGCUAAAUAUUCAUUAAAAUUAAACCAAGUUAAAAAUUUUAAAGCUUUGUAUCGUGCAGCUAUUUGUUUAUAUCAUCUCGGUUUUAUUGAAGAAUCUCAAUUAUUUAUUAAAGAAGCUGUUGAAGAUCAUAAAACAAAUCUUAUUGAUUAUUUAAAUUUAAAAUUAUUAAUCGAAAAAAAAGUUAAUACUAUGAAUAAAUGGAGAAAAACUUUAACUGACGCAAAACAAUCAAUUAAACAUCUUCAAGAUAUUAUUGAAAAAAAAGUUUUACCGUGUGAAAUUUCAUCGAUUCUUUAUCAUAUUCGUUAUUUAUUACGAGCUUAUUUUGACAAUGAAAAAGAUAAAAAUUUACUAAAUAUAGAUACAGCUGAUCUUGGAUUGAAAUUACAAGAGUUAGCUACUCAAUUUAAUGCCGUUUUUAAUGUUCAAGUAUGA